This is a messenger RNA of Paramecium sonneborni, 2092 nucleotides long. The record is from the annotation of a GenBank genome assembly. Lineage: Eukaryota; Ciliophora; Oligohymenophorea; Peniculida; Parameciidae.
AUGUUUCUAUUUGUAAUGUAAAUAAAGAUGUAAUUAAUGUCAACUUAAUUACUUUAGGCUAUAUUUUUGGUUAUUGUAUAACGUAAUGAAUUAUUCUUGGGAUAUGAGGCAAUUAAAAAGCUUUCUGAAUUUUAUGCUACCAAUUAUAAGUAAGAAAUCACAACUAAAAAAUAUUAAGAAGUAAACUUCUAUCUUACUCUUAGAUGUUACUCUUACUAGAAGAAUUUUUAUAUACUAAAGAAUUCUUACCUCAAAAAUUAUAAUUUAAUUUAUCAGUUAAAGUACCUGCCUCAUCAAAAUGCAUUGCAGAUUGUGAUCAUCUUUAAAAAUUUUCAUCACUAUAAGCAACCAUUGAAAAAAAUCUUAUUGCAAAUAUACCUUUAAAAUAUGCAAAAAAACAAUAAAUUAUCGAAAAGGAAAUAGAUAUAAUUAAUAUAUUUAUAAAACCAAUAAAUAAUGUAGAGGAAUAUUAAUCAAGUUAAGAAGAAGCCUCAUGGAAAUAAAAAUAUAAAAAAAAUCUAUAUGAUUGUGCAUUUAAAAUGAAGAGCAAAUAAGUUCAUAAAGAGAAUAUCUUUUAAAAAUAUAAGCCAUAAAAACCAAAUAUUUAGUAUAAAUAACACACCUAAAAGUAAUCUUAAUUAGUAAAUCAAUAUAAAGGUAUUAGCAGUUCUGAUAUUCAAAUCAUGAAACUUAUAUUUUAAGGAUAAAUGUAGAGAGCAGGAGUAUAAUAAGAUAAUACUAAUUAAUAAAGUAAACAAUAAUAAUCAAAGCAUUUAUAGCAAUAGUAAAGUAGAUAAAUCAAUUUAUUGGAUUAUGGAGAAAAUUUCACUUCAAUUGAGGCUCCUAAAUAAUAAGUUUAAUAAGUAUAAAGUUAAACUGAUGAAUAAUUAAAAACUAAUCAAAUUUAAGUAAAACCAAAAUAAUAAUAAAAUGCAAAUGAUCUAUUAGAUUUAGAUGAAAGACCAACAACAAAUUAAAUACAAUCAUAAAUAUAAACAAAUUCUGGACCUGAUUUAUCAUUUGUAAGUUUAUCUCCAAUUAAAUAAAAUGAACCAUAGUUGAAAAUGCUUGAGAAAAUGAUAAUAUCAUAGAAAGAUGGAAGAUUAAAAGAACUUAAAAUAUAUGGAUAGAUAGCUUUAGAGGGAGAUUUUACUGAUGAUGAUUAAUCAAAUUUAUAACUUUUGGGUUAAUAUUGGUAAGAUUAAUAUGGAUGUUCAAGAAGGAUAACACCAAAUUCUUUAGGUUUAUAAUAAUUCAAUGAAAACAGUUAUAAAAUGAUUGUAAAAAAGGCUAAUUACAAGACUCCAAAAGGAAUCCUUGAUUAUAUAAUUCCAGCAAAAGCAUUUACCUAAGAAAGGAUUCCAGUGAUAUUUUUAUAUAGAUUGGAGUGUAAAUAAUAAUUUGCGAGUUAUUGUCUUUAAUAUAAGGUAAAUGAUUAAUGGUAAGUACCAUUAUAAGAUAUUGUAAUAGAAGUGAAUUUAGAGAAAGAUUUAGAAUUUGAUGAUUUAAAAACAAUGCCAGUAGCAUAAGUUAUUAAUGAUAAAUAAAUUACUUGGAAAGUAACUAUAUCUUAUAAGAUUAGGCUAAACAAUUAUUGUAAUAAUAGAAAGGAAAAUUGAUUUUGAAUCUUACAGGUAUUAAGAAAUAAGGAUCUUAAUUUUUAAAUCAUAUAAGAAUAAGUUUUAAAGCUAAUGUAAUAGAUAAAUUUAAAUAUAGACAUCUGUUAUAGAAAAUAUGGAUAGUAUAAUGUUUUAUAAUAGCUAAGAAUACAAAUGUUAAAAAAAGUUGAUUGUGGAAUACAAGGUAUAUCCUAAUUCUUGAUAUUAUUAAAUAUAUAAAUUAAUUUUUUGAAAGAUGAGCGAAGCAUAAGCAGACCGUAUCUUAUCAAUUGCAAAUUAAGAGACAGUAAAUAGAUUAUUUAGAGUAUGCUAUAAAUAAAUUACAGGUUUGAAAUAAAUUUGACUAAUUAGGAUAAAGACCUGUAGGUAAAUUUUAAGAUAGCGAUCAUUAAGCUGUUUUGAAUUGUCAUAGGAGAAUGGUUGAAGUACUAAAAAUUGUUGCUCCUGCAAUUGUACCAUUAAGAGAAGAAUGA